AUUUGGAUUAUUUUAGCUCUGGGCUCUGGUUGUGUUGUGAGACUACACAUUAACACAGAGCACGAGUAGAGGUCAACAAAGUCGAUUGAGUUGUUAAGGUUUGAAAUCGUGCAUUUGAAAUACCCAAUUUCAGAGACACAUCCGUGCUUACAGUUUUUUCUCCUCUCUCAAACCAGGGAAAGGGAAAGGGGGAAAGGGAAAGGGAAAGAGAACGGGAAAGGGAAAGGGAAAGGGAAAGAGAAAGGGAAAGGGAAACACUUCACUUCUCUCACUCUUCUUCUGCCUUCUUUCUCAAUCCCUAGUAACAAGUCUUCAACAUUCCAAAUCUUUUUCUUUUCAUCUCUUUCAAAAUUCAUAUUUUCCAAUUCUUUUUGAUUGUUGCCUCUUCAUCUGCUAUUCGUUACCUAGGUUUUUUUUGGGGCAUGCGAUAACCUUAUUAGUUGGAUCAGACAAACUGUAUCGAUGAGUAUAUUUGAUGCCUGACAAUGGAGAUCGUCAGCGUGGAAUAGUCGAAGCUACUCAGAGGUUUUAUUCCUUAUUUAGUGGAUGGAUAUGUGGCUUAAGUUUUAGACAAUUUACUACUCUGGUUAAAUCUCUUUCAUACUAUAACUCUUCUAAGGAACAAGGAAACCCUAGUUCUUAUCAGAACAGAAUGGUGGAGACCAUUGAUAUUUCUUCAGGUUCUGACACAGAUUUUAGCUGGUCAUCAGACGAUGACGCUGAAACUGAUGUGCAAAUUACAGGAAACUCUAAACCUGAAACCUCCAUUCACACCGGGCGGAAACUACCUUCAAGUUUUAUGGAGCAACCUCGAGGGCCGCCUUCAAAAAAGGGUAACUACUCCCAUGCUGGCUACCAUUCGCAGGGUGAAUCUAAUCCCAGUACCAGCUAUGGAACUGGAAAUCAUUCUCGAAAUUCACGCCUUGUCUUAGGAAAUGGAAGUAGUUUUAAUCCCAAAAUGGAUGAUGAAAGGUCUUACUGGAAUAAUUCCUCACGCCCUCGUGAUUUAGAUUAUGAGAAGGAUCCAAAUAAGAGGAUCCUUCCUACUUCCAUUUCUUCUGGGUCAGGUUCUAAGAAAAUAUAUUCGUUGGAUAAUUUAAGCAGCAAUCGAGGGUUCUUCAGUAGGGUUAAUGGUGACAAUGCUUCUAUGGAUCAUAAUCAUCUUCGUAUACUUCCUUAUACCUUGGAUCGUGGCAAGCCUGGUUCCUCGACAGACUAUACAACUGCAAGUGAUCCCUUCCAAAAUAUGGGGUUCGGGGAAGAGAGAGUUAUAGGAGAUGAGAGAGUGAUUUUUCAAGCAGCACUACAGGAUCUUAGUAAGGGUCAGGGAAAAGCUGAACUUGAUGUACCUCAAGGGGUCUUAUCUGUCCCACUACUGAGACACCAGAAAAUUGCACUUGCGUGGAUGGUUGAGAAGGAGUCAAGAACUAUGCACUGUUUGGGUGGGAUUCUUGCAGAUGAUCAGGGACUGGGUAAGACUAUUUCUACGAUUGCGCUGAUACUAAGACAGUUGCCUGCCCAGAUUAAAUCAAAAUCGGAGAAAGACAUUCAAUAUGCUGAAGCUUUGAAUUUGGAUGAUGAUGAUGAUGACAAUCAAGGAAAUCCUAAUAAUGGGCCGGGAAAAUCAACAGAGGAUUUUAAUAGCAAACCUGAAACUUUAAUUUUGGACGAAGAUGAUGAUAAUGGAAAUGCUAUUAUUGAUCUAGUAAAGGAAGUUGAGGAUAGUGUUGAUUCACACUCUAAUGCAGCUUCUAGUUCUUCUCAGACAUUAAAGCGUAAGAGGCCAUCUGCAGGUACUUUGAUUGUGUGUCCAGCUACUGUUUUGAGGCAGUGGGCUAGGGAGUUAAAUGAAAAAGUGUCUUGGAAAGUGAAGCUCAAUGUUUUGGUGUACCAUGGAGGCAGUAGGACCAAAGACCCUGCUAAGCUGGCAGAGUAUGAUGUUGUGCUUACAACUUAUGCUAUAGUUACGAAUGAGGUUCCUAAACAACCUCUUGUUGACGAGGAUGAUGUUGAGCAAAAAGGAGAGAGGUAUGGACUAUCAUCUGACUUUGUUGGUAAGAAGAGGAAACAUCCAUCUACAACCAGUAAAAAAGGGAAAAAAGGAAAGAAACUAGCUGAUAGCUCAGAUAGUCAGGCUGGUGCACUUGCCAGAGCAAAUUGGUUUAGGGUGGUGCUAGAUGAAGCACAAACUAUAAAAAAUCAUAGAACACAAACAGCUAGAGCAUGCUGUGGAUUAAGGGCGAAAAGAAGGUGGUGUUUAUCUGGAACUCCGAUACAAAAUUCAGUUGAUGAAUUGUACAGUUACUUCAGGUUUCUUCGACAUCACUUAUAUUCUAAUUACAAAAGCUUUUAUGAAGGCAUAAAAAGUCCAAUUUCCAGAGAUCCAAAUAUUGGUUACAAGAAGCUUCAAGCGGUACUGAGCACAUUAUUGCUGCGGCGUACCAAAGAAACAAAACUUGAUGGAGAGCCUAUUAUAAACUUACCUCCAAAAUAUAUAAAGAUGAAAACGGUGAAGUUCACUGCAGAGGAGCGGUCCUUUUAUGCCCAAUUAGAAGCUGAAUCACGUUCCCAAUUCAAGGCUUAUGCUGCUGCUGGAACAGUCAAUCAGAACUAUGCCAACAUUCUUUUGAUGAUUUUGCGCCUCCGCCAAGCAUGUGAUCACCCGCUUCUCGUGAAAGGUUUUGGUUCAGACUCUGCUAGAAGAACAAAUAUGGAGAAGGCUAGGAACCUUCCAAGCCAUGUGUUGCUGAAAUUAUUAAAUCAUUUGGAAGCGGCCUCUGCUAUCUGUCUUAUUUGCAGUGACCCAGCUGAAGAUGCAGUUGUUACCCUGUGUGGGCAUGUUUUCUGUUACCAAUGUGUGGCAGAUUAUCUUAAUGGUGAUGACAAUCUGUGCCCUGCUCGCAGAUGCAAGGGACAAUUGAGUGCUGAUGCUCUCUUUUCAAAGGCUACUUUGAAAGCUUGUGUUUCUGGUGAUGACGAUGAAAGUAAUUUGAAUGAAAAUGGUAGUUCCAACAAUUCAUCAAUUCUUAGUUGUGAGUAUAGUUCCUCCAAAAUCAAAGCGGCACUAGAGAUACUGCUUUCUCACAAUAAAUUAAACAGUCAACAUGUGGAUCUUGAGGAGUUGGUGGACACAGACGCAGAGAAUAAUGUGUCAGCACAAGUGAGAACUGAGAAAAUGGAAAAUUCAUCUUCUCAAGGACCAAUCAAAACCAUUGUCUUCUCCCAGUGGACUCGUAUGCUGGAUUUAUUUGAGCUAUCUCUUAAUGAACAUUGCAUCCAAUACCGGAGGCUUGAUGGUAGUAUGUCUCUUGCUGCAAGAGACCGGGCUGUUAGAGAAUUCAAUACCGAUCCUGAGGUUACUGUAAUGUUGAUGUCUCUAAAAGCCGGAAAUCUUGGCUUGAACAUGGUUGCAGCUUGCCAUGUUAUCCUAUUAGAUCUUUGGUGGAAUCCGACUACAGAAGACCAAGCAAUUGAUCGAGCACAUCGUAUUGGCCAAACUCGGCCUGUUACAGUGUCAAGGAUUACAAUCCAAGAAACUGUUGAAGAUCGUAUUUUAGCUCUCCAGGACGAGAAGAGGAAGAUAGUGGCAUCUGCAUUUGGUGAAGACCAUAUCGCUGGUUCUGGAGCUCGACUCACCAUUGAAGAUCUUAAAUAUAUAUUUCUCGGCAGUUGAGCUAUGUAACAAAGUUUAUUGGCUGGUUCAUUUUCCGGAUUGCCCCACUCCAUCAUAGUUGGUUGCACUGCUAUCCUUUGGUAGUUUCCAGCUAUGGGUUUUGGUUGUUCAGGUGGCAAUCUUUAGGUUAGUCUUUUUCAUCUUUGAACAGAACAUUUUGUUGGUAGCAGCUACAUGUAGUUGUAUGUAAAUAUUUAAAUUUGUUCUUUUUAAAUGUUAGUGGUAGUUACAUUUCGGUGGUGUUA
Amaranthus tricolor (Joseph's coat) is the source of this 3918-nucleotide messenger RNA. Its product is annotated as helicase-like transcription factor CHR28. NCBI's taxonomy places the organism in Eukaryota, Viridiplantae, Streptophyta, Magnoliopsida, Caryophyllales, Amaranthaceae. Bases 476 to 3673 code for a protein of 1065 amino acids. Gene Ontology annotation, molecular function: ATP binding; ATP-dependent chromatin remodeler activity. The record is from RefSeq and is a predicted model, not a curated record. The transcript has 13 exons.